CACCGAAGUAGGUAUAUGGUAUAUCACGAAUUCACGAUAUGUACGCAAUUGAUGAUGAUAACAAAUCGACGAUAUUAUAGAUUAUAGUUUAUUUUAACUUUUAAAAGCUACGAUUACUGCGACGAUGAUGGCCGGAUACGUUUCAAAUCGCUCGGGCGCCUCACUGCGAUUGUUAUUAUCGGUGAAUUCCAACAACAACAACAACGGCGCCGCAACGAAUUUGUACGACCUAUUCGGCGUCCAGGCUAGAUAUUUACACAAAAAAGUAAAAAGAAGUAUACCAUGGGUACCGCCACGAAGCAAAUUUGAAGGAAAUGCCAAGGCCAUAGCAUCAAGAGGGUUUUUAAGGCCACUUAAAGAAUAUGAUCCUCCAUUAGAUAUCAGGAAUGUCAUAAUAAAAAUAGCAAAUAAUACAGUUAAUCAAACCAAUGUGUCAUACACACUUAAUAAAAAUGAAAAAAUCCGUUUACUUAAAAAAUGUGAAGAACUGGUUGACCAUAAAGUACCAAAUUCGCUUUUACAUACUCUGAAUACUUUAGGUGAUGUAUUUGAAUUUUAUGAGACACCUGUAGACACAGUUGUACCAUAUGAUGCACUUCAGAAUCGUGAACUUCCCCCUAAUCUCCAUAUAUUAUCCGAUUAUCAUAGGUUCCACCCAGAGACAGAUCUAAUGUUUGAUGGUGUCACUGCAUUCCCACGCAGUUCCAACUUGGUUACUGGAUUAAAAACGAAAAAAAAAUACAAAGGAUUUACUACUUUGUCUCCUUAUGAUUAUAAAGAUUAAAAUUAUUUUGUAUUAUAAUUUUUAGAAGAAUAUUAAAAGUAAACAGUAAUUUUUAUUGA
Molecule: messenger RNA, 843 nt
Organism: Myzus persicae (green peach aphid)
Lineage: Eukaryota; Metazoa; Arthropoda; Insecta; Hemiptera; Aphididae
Gene: mRpL50
Exons: 4
Coding region: 125-784 (219 amino acids)
Cellular component (GO): mitochondrial large ribosomal subunit; mitochondrion
Source: RefSeq, a predicted model, not a curated record